AUGUUCCUGUACAGGACCACCUACCAUACGGCACUGGAGGAGACGCCCGGGCGGUGGCUAUUUGGAACGAGGGUUGCCACCCCCGAGGAGCGGGAGAUUAGCGAGCGCCUCAUCGACCGCAACGUGGAGCGGUACCGAUGGCUCACGCAGGAGCGCGACGAGACCAUCGAGACCAUGGAGGGGCGGGCCCGAGAGGGGGCCGACAAGAGGAACGCCGGGCGGCGGCCCCUCGAGCUACGAAGAGGGGACAUCGUUGUCGUCAGGGACCCCACGACCCGCCGCCAGGAUUGGGGGUUGCCCCAGAGAGUGGAGCAGGUGAGCCCGCAGGGCCAUCGGGUAACGACGCGGGACCUGUUGACGGGUCGGGUGCAAGACCGGCAUGUGACUCGGGUCCGUAGGGUGGAGCGUCCUGGGGACCGGCGCCAGGUCGCCACCUGGGUGGCCGAGUACCGCCUGGAGGGCGUGGAGAUCUCGGCCGAGGAACUAGAAGAGAAACUGCGGGCUGCGGUGGAGGUCGGUGAGGAGGCGGGGCCAGUGGAGCGACCCGUAGAACGGUUCGACCUCGGCCCGGACGAGGAAGACGCGGAAGACGAGGGGAGGAUAGCGGUGAAGGAGGAGGUUCCCCAGCGGGAGGACGCGGCGAGGGAGCCGCCCAGGAAGAGGACCCGCAGGGAGUAA
This is a messenger RNA of Gregarina niphandrodes, 678 nucleotides long. RefSeq lists its product as hypothetical. The record is from RefSeq and is a predicted model, not a curated record. Bases 1 to 678 code for a protein of 225 amino acids. The transcript has a single exon. Lineage: Eukaryota; Apicomplexa; Conoidasida; Eugregarinorida; Gregarinidae.